Messenger RNA from Fukomys damarensis (Damara mole-rat), 939 nucleotides. Its product is annotated as olfactory receptor 4L1. Gene Ontology annotation, biological process: G protein-coupled receptor signaling pathway. Gene Ontology annotation, cellular component: membrane. Gene Ontology annotation, molecular function: olfactory receptor activity; G protein-coupled receptor activity. The record is from RefSeq and is a predicted model, not a curated record. NCBI's taxonomy places the organism in Eukaryota, Metazoa, Chordata, Mammalia, Rodentia, Bathyergidae. The transcript has a single exon. Bases 1 to 939 code for a protein of 312 amino acids.
AUGGAUAUGAAGAACAGCUCAAUGAUAUCUGAGUUUGUUUUGUUAGGACUCACCAGCAAUUGGCCACUUGAUAUCUUCUUCUUUUUCAUGUUUCUGUUGGCCUAUGCAGCAAUUUUGGGUGGAAAUAUUUUAAUUGUGAUCACUAUAACCUUUGACACUCACCUUCAUUCCACACCGAUGUACUUCCUCCUUGGAAAUCUCUCCUUUCUUGAUAUGUCUCUUUCCACCAUCACAACUCCUCAGAUGAUCAUAGACUUCCUCAGGGAGAACAAAACUAUUUCCUUGUGGGGCUGCAUGGCUCAGAUGUUCUUCCUCCACUUCUUAGGGGGCAGCGAGAUGACUCUGCUCAUAGUCAUGGCCGUGGAUCGCUACGUUGCAAUAUGCAGACCUCUGCACUACACAGCCAUCAUGAACCGCAGGGUGCUGCUGGGCUCUGUGCUGCUGUCGUGGGCGGUUGGCUUUGUGCACACCAUGAGCCAGAUGGUUUUCAUGGCCACUUUGCCCUUCUGCGGCCCCAAUGUGGUCGACAACAUAUUCUGUGACCUCCCCCUAGUGAUAAAGCUUGCCUGCACUGAGACCUAUGUGCUGGAGUUGCUGGUCAUCGCCGACAGUGGACUUCUGUCUUUCAUCUGCUUCGUGCUCUUGCUCGUUUCCUACACUGUCAUCCUGGUGACCGUGCGACGUCGAUCCUCAGGUGGACUCUCCAAGGCGCUGUCCACACUGUCUGCUCAUAUCACAGUGGUCACUCUGUUCUUCGGGCCAUGCAUCUUCAUUUAUGCUUGGCCAUUCAGUAGCUUUUCAGUGGAUAAGUUUCUUUCUGUGUUUUAUUCUGUUAUCACUCCCUUGCUGAAUCCAGUUAUUUACACUCUGAGGAAUCAAGAGAUGAAAUCAGCCAUGAGCCGACUGAGGACUCAACACAUCAGCUCCAGACAGAUCUAG